AUGGGCAAGAUCGUCUUCUACGAGGAGAGGAACUUCCAGGGUCGCUCCUAUGAGUGCAUGAGCGACUGCUCUGACAUGUCCUCCUACCUGAGCAGGUGCCAGUCCUGCAGGGUGGAGAGCGGCUGCUUCAUGGUCUACGAGCGUCCCAACUACAUGGGCAUGCAGUUCUUCUUGAGGAGGGGAGAGUACCAUGAUAUGCAGCGCAUGAUGAGCAUGGGAAUGAUGUUUGACAACAUCAGAUCCUGCAGGAUGAUCCCCUAUCACAGAGGCCAGUUCAGGAUGAGGAUCUACGAGAGGGAGAACUUUGGUGGUCAGAUGAAUGAGCUGAUGGACGACUGCGACAACAUCAUGGACCGUUACCGUAUGUCCGAGUGCAUGUCCAGCCAUGUGAUGGACGGCCACUGGCUGAUGUAUGAGCAUCCCCACUACAGAGGCAGGAUGAUGUACCUGAGGCCCGGAGAGUACAGGAGCUUCAGGGACAUGGGCAUGAGCGGCAUGAGGUGGAUGAGCAUGAGGCGCAUCACUGAUAUGUGCUAGACUUCUGUAUUUGACUUGAAGUAAAUAAAAAUGACCUGUAAUUC
Molecule: messenger RNA, 581 nt
Organism: Micropterus salmoides (largemouth bass)
Lineage: Eukaryota; Metazoa; Chordata; Actinopteri; Centrarchiformes; Centrarchidae
Product: gamma-crystallin M1
Exons: 3
Coding region: 1-537 (178 amino acids)
Biological process (GO): lens development in camera-type eye; visual perception
Molecular function (GO): structural constituent of eye lens
Source: RefSeq, a predicted model, not a curated record